AUGGUGUCGACGGCCAUCAAGGCGGUGCUAAUCUCCGUCGGAAUCACCGCCACGGCUCUGUUUCUAAAGGCUUCUGUUCCUAUGGCUGUAGAUUUCUCCUUAUCGCGAUCUCCGAUCCUCUGGAGCUCCUUUCUCUCGUGGCUGAAACCGCCGUACCUAUUCGUUGUCAUCAACGUCAUAAUCACCAUUAUUGUAGCUUCUUCCAGUUAUCACGAUGGCGAAGACGACGAGAUUACACACGGUGGAGACUAUGAGAUUCUCACUGAGCAGAUCGUCCACCAAGCUCCACCGAGACGUCUGGAGGUUAAGGAAGUGGAUCUGGGUGCGGAUUCCAAUGUCGUGGUCACAUUUCCGCCGCCGAUUCGUGUCGCGGAUUUGGAGAAAUCGGAGGUUGUGUUUGAAGAGAGGGAGGAGGAGGAGGAGGAGACUUCAGGACUGGUCAACAGUGGAGAUGAGUCUGUGGUGCGGACAUCGAAGUUGAAUCAAGUGCCGCCGAUGAUGGAAGAAUCGGAGAAUCUCACUCCGACUGAGAAACCGGCUAGAUCCAGCCACCGGAAACCGGUCAAAGCGAUACCAAAAGUGGGUAUCAAAAAGAAGAAGGCGUUGAGAGUGGCGAAACCAAAACGGAACGAGACGACGAUGGAGAAUACGUGGAAGAUGGUAACGGAGGAAGGAAAGUCAACGACGUUGACUAGUCAUUACCGGAGAUCCAGCACGUUCGGGCUUGACGGCGGCGAGGUGCAAGUACAAGUACAACCCGCCUUGAGGAAAGCGGAGACUUUCAGGGACAUGACUAAUUAUCAAAAGUCUUCGACGGUGACGCCGCCGGUGAAGAUGAAUAAGGAGAUGUCGCCGAGUCGGGAGGAGCUGAAUCGGAGAGUAGAAGCGUUCAUAAGGAAGUGUAAGGAAGAGAGGCUGGUGGAGUCGAUGAGAUUGGACAAAGUGGUGGCUUAG
Molecule: messenger RNA, 954 nt
Organism: Microthlaspi erraticum
Lineage: Eukaryota; Viridiplantae; Streptophyta; Magnoliopsida; Brassicales; Brassicaceae
Source: the annotation of a GenBank genome assembly